UUACCACCUUCCAGAGAACUCUCUGUAGCAUCCAUGAGUCAGACAAGUGGUGGUGAGGCAGGUUUGCCCCGUCCGGGUGUAGUUGCUGCUGCAGCCUUUAUCUGCCAUUUGGAUAUGACCCAAAGAGGAUUCUUCUCCCCAGACAUGGGACAAGCUGAAGUCUCAGUUGAAACUUUGGGUCAGGGCAUUUAUGUGGCUCUGCUCCUUCCCUGCAAGCAAAUCAAAAGGCACAAAAAGAGUAUAUUGUAGUCCCUGGCAAGCAGAGCUUUAGGGGGACCUAGCCUUUGAAAACGCUGGAAUUCUGGAUAGCCUCCAUUCAUGUUGGUCACAGCAUUUCUCCUGGAGGGGCCAGUUCUUCCCAGGAGUUCCAGUUUCAGAGUGUAGGUCAUGUGCCCCUUCCCUGUACACUCUCCUUCCUCUAAAGAAGCCGCUUGACUUCACUUUUGUAGCUGGGUUUAGUAAGCUACCCAAAACCUGGAUGAAGAGGUCAUUCUGGUUGUCCCUUAGCCAUGUCACAGUCCUCUAAGAUCCGCACUUGUUGGCGAAGAGGGGGAGCCUAGGCUAGCCCCCACAUGAACACUCAAGCUGUUGUGCUUUCUGUACAGAGCUAUUGUGCUUGACCUUUUUUCCUGCAGAAAUAAUAUGCCUGAGGACAUUCUCCCUGCUACUAAGAAAAUAAUGGGAGUCACAACCAUGGCUGUGUAUAUGUGCUUAUGAGGCUGGAAUUGUUUUUAAAAGGGAACCAAGAGUCACUUCCGCUCAUUCUAGUCAUUCUAUCAGGCAGACAAUAGAUGCCAAGCAGUUACAUUGUCAAGUGGCUGCGAGGGGAAGGUGACCUUGGGAGAUCCAGAACUGCAGGAGCCUAUUCCUUUAUGUCCUAAAAAUAAAUUCCUUAUUAUUUUGUGUGAAUCUAUUGUAUCUGCUCUUAUUUCUCCUGAAAUGAAAGAGGUUUUUAAAAAUAAUAAUAGUAGGAACCCAAAUUUGUCACUUUAGCCAACCUUUUUUAAAGCUGGCUGCAGCAUCUUCACAAAGAACUAAGGAAGUAUUCUGUGUUUUGACUACAUGUAGAGCUCCCUCUCCCUUAUUUAAGCUGUAUGACGCAGUUGCCUUUACUGGUGCCAUUGACUAGAUUAAGAGAUGAGGGCUGAUGAAAAAUAUUUUCCUCAUUUAAGACUUAACUUCAUUUGUUCUCUGCUUCCCUAGCCACAGGGUGACACAGUAUCUGGCUGCAAAUCAGAUUGCCCCAGGUGUUUCUUUCAAUGCUUUGAUCUGAGGUUCUGGGAUAAAUAAACGGGUUACAUAAAGAUUUGCUGCAGUUAACUUCAGAUUUCUGGAGGAACAGGAUUGGCUGCUUUCAGGAUUUGCCUCUGAAGCAGGGAGUGUCUGCAUUAAAAAUGACCUGUAGUUCUCUGCUUCAUAGAUGCUUCUUCAGCUCCCUCCUCUUCCUCCAUGGGCGGUGCUUGCAGCUCCUUUACCACCUCUUCCAGUCCCACCAUUUACUCUACCUCAGUCACUGACAGCAAAGCUAUGCAAGUGGAGAGCUGCUCCUCAGCCAUGGGGGUAAGUAACCGAGGGGUAAGUGACAAGCAGUUAACCAAUAACACAGCCCAGCAGCAGCAACAGUCCACGCCGAAGAGGCACACAGUCCUGUACAUUUCGCCGCCACCGGAGGAUUUGCUGGACAACAGCCAGAUGUCCUGCCAGGAUGAGGGGUGUGGAUUGGAGUCCGAGCACAGCUGCAGUAUGUGGAUGGAGGAAUCCCCCUCCAACUUCAGUAACAUGAGCACCAGUUCCUACAAUGAUAACACUGAGGUGCCACGUAAAUCACGAAAACGAAAUCCAAAGCAGAGGCCGGGGAUCAAACGGCGAGAUUGUGAAGAAUCAACCAUGGAUAUCUUUGAUGCUGACAGUGCCAAAGCGCCUCAUUAUGUCCUUUCUCAGCUCAGCACGGACAGCAAAAGCAACUCGAAAGCAGGAAAUGGAACAUCAGAAGCCCCAAAAGCAGCUGGAGGGAAGAAGAGCCCUAUGCUAUGUGGACAGUAUCCUAGUAAAAGCGAAGGCAAGGAGCUGAAGAUAGUGGUGCAGCCAGAGACCCAGCACAGAGCUCGCUACCUAACGGAGGGCAGUCGGGGCUCGGUGAAGGACAGAACACAGCAAGGAUUCCCCACCGUAAAGCUGGAGGGUCACAAUGAGCCUGUGACACUGCAGGUGUUUGUGGGGAAUGACUCUGGUCGGGUGAAGCCUCAUGGAUUUUACCAGGCCUGCAGGGUUACAGGACGAAACACCACGCCCUGCAAAGAAGUAGACAUAGAGGGCACCACUGUCAUCGAGGUGGGCUUGGAUCCAAACAACAACAUGACCCUGGCGGUGGACUGCGUUGGAAUACUGAAGCUGAGGAAUGCAGAUGUUGAAGCUCGAAUAGGCAUUGCCGGUUCCAAGAAAAAAAGCACUCGGGCCAGGCUAGUGUUCCGUGUUAACAUCCCUCGGAAGGAUGGCUCCACUCUGACCCUGCAGACACCGUCCUUGCCAAUUUUGUGCACUCAACCAGCAGGUGUACCAGAAAUUCUAAAGAAAAGCCUGCACAGUUGUUCAGUGAAGGGAGAAGAGGAAGUCUUUUUGAUUGGCAAGAACUUUCUGAAGGGAACAAAAGUGAUCUUCCAAGAGAAUAUGUCUGAUGAAAGUUCUUGGAAAGCAGAAGCAGAAAUUGACAUGGAAUUGUUUCAUCAGAAUCAUCUAAUUGUGAAGGUGCCACCAUAUCACGACCAGCAAAUAACAUCACCUAUAUCUGUGGGGAUUUAUGUGGUGACCAAUGCCGGAAGAUCACAUGACAUACAGCCAUUUACGUACACUCCUGAUGCAUCUGGUACUCUGAAUGUGAGUGUGAAGCAGGAAAUAUCCAGCCCGACCCAGCCUUGCUCUUUUGAUGAAGCUAUCAAAGUGAACACCAGUGGCUGUAACCUGGACAAGGUAAAUAUUCUUCCCAGUGCCUUGAUAACGCCACUCAGGCAAAGCAGUGGGAUUAAGAGUGAAGAGGCUGCUCCAAUGGCACUUGCAGCUGAAAAAAGGGCUCCUUCAGUCUUUAAAGCAACCAGUGUAGUUGGACCAUCUCAAGCAACGUUAGAGACCAGCAUGUCCAGCAUAUUAGGGAAUGGCACUUUCUCCUCUUCUGCUUCUCAUUUAGCUUCAGAGAGUGAAGAUCAGCAGCUGCAAGCAAAGGUGUAUACUCCGGAGGCAAUGCCCUCCCUCCAGGCACAGGACAUGGCACAAUCUGGCGGCUUCCAAGCAGUCUCCACUCCCAGCCAGCUGCAGAACAGCGACACCUUGUUGCAGCAGGCAUCCCAGUUCCCCUCAAGGGAGUCCCAGCCGAGAGAUGUGUUGCAGUCAGACAGUGCAGUCAUGACUUUGUCUCAGUUGACGGAGGCAUCCCAGCAGCAGUCACCACUCCAAGAAUCAGCACAGGCAUUGCAGCAGCAGAUCUCCUCAAACAUGUUUUCAUCGGCCAACGGAGUGAGUCAACUGCAGAACACAAUACAGCAACUGCAAGCGGGGAACUUUCAGUCCAGCACGGCCAGCAACGGCAGCAGCGGAAAUGUGGACUUGGUCCAGCAGGUCCUGGAAGCCCAGCAGCAGCUGUCAUCUGUCUUGUUUUCUGGCUCUGACAACGAGGAUGUCCAAGACCAGAUCAAUGUAGAGAUUUUUCAGCAGGUUAGCCAGAUCCAAAAUGGAGUCAACCAGGGGAUGUUUUCCUCCUCUGACUCUGUCCAUUCAAGGGCUGAGGACCUUCUCUCUGGGAGAACCGAGAGUGUCCAUCCACAGCCUGAAAGUUCUUUGUCCAGUCAGCAGCAGCAACAACAAGCAAUGGAGACUUCUGCAGCUCUGGUGAUUGAGAUUCAGCAAGGCCUCUGCCAGGCAGCCAGUCAGAUGCAGUCGGAAUUGUUCUCAUCCUCCUCUUCAGGAAACAGAAACAUGCAGCAGUCCCCAGUGUACCAACAAGCUUCCCACAUGAUGGGUGGGCUGCCGACAAACGAAGACAUGCAAAUGCAGUGUGAGCUGUUCUCUCCCACUAGUGCUUCCAGUAAUGAAUCUGGUACUCCACCCCAGCAGCAGCAGCAGCAGCAGGUGGUGCCUGCCAACGGCCCGGCCAUGUUUCAGUCUUCUGGUUCUGCCGAAGGUGAAGAAGCUUCAGGACAGGCAAAACAGAUGCAGAGCAAUGUCUUUCAAGCUAUGGUCCAAAUGCAGCACAGUGGGGAGAGCCAGGUGCAGGUUAGCCUCUUCUCUUCCUCGGAAAGCAUGAUGGCAGUUCAGGGCAGUACAGCACAGCAGCAGCAGCAGCAGCAGCAGGGGGGGAACCUCUUUCAGCAGAGUGGGGAGAUGAUGUCUCUCCAGCCUGGCAGCUUCCUGCAGCAGGCUCCCCACUCGCAGGCGCCACUGUUCCACUCGCAGAGCCCCAUUGGAGAUGCCCAGAACAUCUCCCAAGAGACCCAAGGCACUCUUUUCCACAGCCAGAGCGCUGCCUCAUCCUCAGAGCAGCUGCAGCCGCCGAUGUUCCACUCCCAGGGUGCCAUGGGGGUGGUUCAGGACCAGCAGGCAGGCAGCCUGUUUCUCUCCCAGAGCUCAGUUGCACAGGAGGAACAGAUGCCCUUCUUCGCCACACCAACUUCCAUUUCUCCACUGCAGACACCUGCCGGUGCUGAGCAGCAGCCUUCAUUCCAGCAGCAGCCGCCACCGCCGCCGCCGGCUCAGCUUUCGCACCUCCAGAGCCCUAUGCUUACCCAGGAGCAGUCCCAGCAGCAGCAGCAGCAGCAGCAGAGCAUGUUCCAAGGACAGGUGCCCCCCAAUCAGCAAGGGGCCAUGUUCCAGCCCCCACAUCCAAUGGUGGCUCUUCAGAGUAACGCCCCUUCCCAAGAGCAGCAGCAGAGUAUCAGGUUCAGCAGCCAGAAUGCAAUGGGCCCCAUCCCGUCCCAGAAGCAGAACAUGAUGUUCAGUCCUGGCCCAAUGGGUAGCCAGGAGCAGCAGCAGCAACAGCAGAACCAGUCUCUCUUCCACCCACAAAGCAGCAUGACGCCCAUGAAUCAAGACCAGCAGCCCAUGCAGUUCCAGAGCCAAAGCCCAGGCUCUAAUCAAGCUGAGCCACAGCAGCAGCCUGCCUUAUUCCACAGCUCCCCCCAGAUCCAGCUGGUCCAAGGGUCCCCCAGCGCUCAAGAGCAGCCCGUCACUCUCUUCAUCUCGUCGGCUUCUUUGUCUGCCCUGCAGAACAGCAUGAGCCAGCAAGAGUUGCAGCAGCCCCCCCUCUACUCCACACCAAACAAUAUGGCUGGCAUCCAGGGGGCUUCAACAGUCCCCCAGCAGCAGCAGCCGCCGCCGGCGCCGGCUUUGUUCCACAAUACACCUGGAGGUAGUUCCAUCAGCCAGCUGCAGACCUCCUCGGCGCCAUCUCGACAGACCUCUGGAAUAUUCCUCUUUGGCAUCCAAGACAAUUGUGGCCCGCUCUUAACAUCUGGACCAGCUUCAAUGUCGGAACAGAUGAUCACAAUAAGCCAGCCACAGGGUGAGGCACAGUCAUCUGUCACAACUCUCCUAUCUCAGCAGAUGUCUGAGAGCCCUCAGCUGUCUUCUGCUAUGACCACCAAUCAGAACAUGAAGAAGAUUGAUGACCUGCUAGUGUCGCUACAGAACCAGGGGAACAGCAGCAUGGCCGGCUCCUUCUAACUGGCCCGAAAUCCUGUAAUGGACAAGCAGAUUUGCAAGACUCCUUUAGCUCUUGUGACUCUGGAAUUUAGGGUGUUUGGAGUUAAAUUUCCUGUGUCAAAGUGCGGCCUUGGACCCAAGGGAAAACGUAGCCUUCACCAUCACUUUGGAAGAGCCUCCAUGCUGAGCCUGAUGAGAAAUGGCUGCUGAGCAAGAUCAUUGGAGAGAGACUUCGUGGAGCUGAAAGAAGCUGAAGAGGCUCUGCUUUGUGUUGCCCAGGUCUGAGUUGGACAGUGGCCCCCAUUUCUAGCCUUGCUGUGAGGACGCAGAGCGCAGCUGCUCAGCUUUCAUUGCAGCUUGGCCAGGAAAGAGCCUGGGACUGUCUCUCCCCCCUCUCUUCCAGUCCUUCUUCACAACUCUUCUAACAGGCUGCAAAGCACAGAGGAUAUUCUGUGUCCUAAAAUAAUUUGGUUGUGCAGAUAGCUGAUCCACACAUUUGUGCUCAUCCCUUGGUGACUCAGUCACUUGAUUUGCAGCUGUAAAUGGUUUCAACUGAAAAAUGUUGCUUGAGGCGAUGAGAGGUGACUCGAGUGUUUAGUCCACAAUCAUAAAUUUCACUCCUGCCAGCCAUUGCUUCAUGCCGCAGUUACCAAGUGUUGAACAGACCAGUGUGAAGAGGGUCUCUCUGAUAAAUGGGAGCUGGUGCUGCCAGCUUCAUAACAGUAUGGAGGAAGCUGUGAAUUGGCGCCUAGGGAGGUGGCUUCAUAAACUGGCCAUGAGGCACAGCCAGACAGUGGGAGCGGGUGGGGGGGGGAUAUUCAGUAAUGUGACUGCAGCUUCCUGAAGGACUGGGUGUAGCUUGGUAGGGCUACUCUAAGGGGCACUUUUCAGAGCCUCUAGUGCUCUGCCCAUCUCCUCUUUCAGAAGGGAGCAGUUUGUUGGGCUGAGGAAUGGACCCCUUGUUGAGUCUUGCUUUGAUAAGCUGAAUCCCCUUUGUGUCUCCCCCCUCUUGUUUUAAAUAUGCUGCCACCUGUCAAAAUCUGAAUUAGCCUUUUAGGAAGCCAGAAAGCCCAUUGCCGUGGGGAUGGAACAACUAAGUUGGUAGUUGCAUCCUUGGUCUGUGGAGGUGAGGGAAGAGAGUCUUUGUGGGCAUGCUGGUUUCUGCUUCUCAAGCCCUUUCCUAAUUGGUGCUGGUGUAAAGUCGUGCGUUUAAAACCACACUGGAGAGGGGAUGGCAGCCCCUCCCAGGCCUGGGAGCAGUGCUUCUGUAGUCGAUCUGAGGCAGGUCACAGCCUCCUUUCAAACACACAGAUGCUGACAGUGAAUUUGCGCCUGUUUUGGCAUAAAAGAGAUGCUCUUCAGAGCACCAAGGGGCAAACUCCACUUCAGGUGCUCUUCAGCCUUCCACUUCUGGAUUUGUGCUCCUCUCUCCUCCCUCUCCUGCACAUCAAAUGCUGUGUGUGGCAUUCAUCACCCAGCAGCUCUCGUGUGUGGCUAUCGCUGGCCUUGGGCAUUGUGGUUUUUAGUACAUGUUGGUGGUUUUGUUAUUUUUGUGUAGAGAAGAAUUUAGCUCAUGCGUGGUUUUUUUUAGGCUCCCCCUUCCUUGUGUGUCUUUCCUAACUUGUGCUCCUUCUUGAAUCACGUAGAGUUGUGCUUGUUUUCUGCUCUCAGCGUUGUCCUGUUAAAUGCCAGUCUGUCUCUGAUGUUUGCAGUCAGUGGUUUGUUCUGUUUGUCCCUCUCUUCUUGAGAGGCUUGAGUUAUGUUUUCAGUAGUACAGGCUAUUUUGCCGAUAUGAAGGGAACUUUUCAGAAAGAGACCUGCUCUAGGUCAUUAAAUUUUGAAUACAGUUUUCAAUCGUUCAAGUUUUGGAUGGUUUAUAUCUAAUGUGUGUUUCAUUUUUUUGGAAAGCUCUAUUUUGUAUUUAGAAAAUGAUAAACUAUUUUGCUAUUUGUACUGAGUGAGUACAUUGGCAUAAAUAAUAUAUAUAUAUAUAUAUAUAAAUAUAUAUACAUAUAUUCACACACAUAUAUUCUUUUUGCCACAGGUUUUUGUGGUAAAAGUGUGAGUUUGUUGUCUGUUCCCCCACAACAUGGCGUCUAGUAGCUGGGGACAGGGGAAGUUUUUUUGUUAAGUCUUCACAAUGUGUUUUAAGUAUUUUUCACAGCAGACGUGAUUUGUUCAUCUCUGGCCAUUCCAUCAGGCAGCCUCUGUGCUGAUUGGCUGUGGGGGCAGCUUCACUGCCAAGGUGACACAUGUUCAUCUCUCUGCAGUGUGACUUGCCAGGGGAAUCCUUUGGCAUGAGCCAUUCAGCUUUCAGUCAUGGUUAACAUCUAAUAUUUUAUUGCUAGCUUUUUAAUUUAUAAUAACACUAAAAGGCUCAUAAUGUCUGUAGCUACAUUGAGCUUACUUCUCUUACCAUUUUGUUUUUUAAUUUGCUGAGAGGUGUUGAGGAUAAGGAGCAGCAGCUAUGUGCCUAACCCUGAAUGAGGAGGCAGGAAGGCAUGUACCAAGCCAAUGGCAUUUGCUUUCACUUCUUGGUAUCCUCCAGCUGGGUCCGGGACUGCCUGCCUGCCUGCUUCUGAAAGGCAUUUGGUCCCAGGCUGUGAUGGCAGCUUUAUGGAGCUGACGUGUAUGGGGAGAAGUGAGUAGGGGCCACAGGUCAACCUACGUGCUGCUGUGUCUUGUUCACUUCUGUGGCAUCAGGAUUGUCCGGGGCGGGGGGGGGAGUGCCAAGUCACCAGGGACCAAUCCUCUCUUGAACCAAGUUUUCUGCCCAGAUCAUCUCUCGCCACUUCUCUCCAGACUACUCCACCCCUGCAGGCAUCCAUCUUCUCUUUGUUAAAAGAGCACCUGCUGCUGCUCUGUGCAAAACGGUGAAGUUCAUGAUGUUUGGUUGUUUCAUUUCUAACUUCUUUUGGUCCAUUUUAGGUCAAUAUUUAAAUGUGCAACAUUUUAAACAUGUGAUUUGGUUACAAAAUAGUCUGUCUUUGGAACAAGGGUCUGCUCAGUGGCUGGCAGAGGCUGGUGCUGCUCCUUUCCUACAGCUUUUUGGGGUGGGGAGGGCCUGUGGUGGUGGAGGAGCCUCUAAAGGCUUUUCUAGAGACACUUGCAUGGUGCUGGAACUUCUGUGACCUUCUGAGGGGCAUCUUGUUUCCUUUGCGUUCUUAGUCCCAGUUUGGCAUUUGGAACUUCUGCUGGGCCCAUUCAUUCUUCUCUGCUGCAUCAGCCCCCAAGGAGAAGGAUCAGACUACGUAGUGGGUGGCAGGUGGACGUAAUCACCAGAGCCCGUUUCAAGCUACAGGAGGCAAUUCCUUUUGUCCCUUUCAUGCACAAUCCUGACUGCCGUCCCAUCCGUCCCCUUCAUCCACUAGCAAGCGCUCUGGAUGAAGCAGCAUUAGGCAUUGGUUUUUGUAAAAGUAUAAAAACUCUGGGAAUAGGCUCUUGGAAAGAUACUAAUGGUCAAGAGAGAGCAGUCCACCUAGACAUCCCGAUUUGCUUUCCCUCCUCUCAUUUGCCACUCCCAACAAAGAAACAUGCUUUUGUUUUUGUGUCCUUUCCUGAGGGCUGGUUCAGUAACCCUCACGCAUGCAGCAUUAGAGGCAGCGCUGGCCAGACCAGGAGGUGUCUCGCCAAAUGCGCUUCCUUUCCCUGCUAAUAAGCACCUUGGUCAUAACCCAGUCCUCUGAGGAACAGUUGAAGGACGUUCACAUUUUUAGCCUGGGCAAGAAACAGUUAAGGGGAGAUUUGAUAGCUGUCUUUGAAGGGCUGUCACACAGAUGAUGAGAGCAAGCUAGUUUUCUCUUUCCCCAGGGGGAAGGGUCAGUGUGUUCAAAUCACAAGAAAAAGGGUUCAGACUAAACAUUAGGAAGAUCUUCCUGCCAGUCCAGGCUGCUUGAGACUGUUUCAGAAGGUGGCAGAUUCUCAUUUAAGCAGAAGCUGGACAGUCACCUAUGAGGGAGGGUACGGCAGAUGAGUUUCUGCAUUGGAAGACCUGUGAGGCCCCUUUCAACUCCUUGAUUCUAACCCUCUCCUCUACUCUGUGCCAGCCACAGCCCAUUUUGGGGGUGCUGCUACCGCUCCCAGCAGCACAAAGUUGGCUUUCCUUAAGCCCUUAGGUGGUUGAGUGUCAUCUGGGAUCCAUCUCCUCCUCCACCUGCCAUCAUUUGUAUUGGUUCUCUGCCCACUGGAAUCCAGCUUGUUUGGAAUGAAGCAAGGCUUUGUUUUAUACACUAUCUGGACCUGCUGAGAGACCAGGAUUCUCCUUGCGUCCCUCUGUCCUGACUGCCAUUUGCAGAACUCAUGAGAGGGUGCCCCCUGCCCCGCAGACUUCCAUUUACUCUUGGCAACAGUCCCAACAGUUAGAAAUCUGCUCUCCCUGUUGAUCGUGCUGUAAUCCUUACGCACUCCCUUUCUCUUGCUCUCUUCCCCCCCCCUGUGCAUUUUUCUUCCUACCUUCCUGCGGUGCUUGCUUAAAACAGCACUCAAGCCAGCCAGCCACCCAGCAGCCCCUUCCAAUAUCCUGCAAUGUGAAUGUAGCCUCAGAUGGCCCCGUGUGUGUUUUGUGUGUCCCUGGCUUGUGUAGGUGGGUUUCUCAGAGCACUGAUACCAGUUUUCAGUUUAUUCUAUUUGGGGGGGGGGGAGGGGGGACCUCAUUUGCAUUUGUUUUUAGCUAUCCUGUGAUACCUUGUUGAAUAUUACAAGAGAGAUAUUUUGCUUCUAUUGAGACAUUUGUAUACUUGCAAUUAUAUUUCUGUACACAGCUGCAGUCAAGAAUAAAACUUUGAAAGUU
Messenger RNA from Rhineura floridana, 10477 nucleotides. It is a transcript of the gene NFAT5, whose product is annotated as nuclear factor of activated T cells 5. The record is from RefSeq and is a predicted model, not a curated record. Gene Ontology annotation, biological process: cytokine production; regulation of transcription by RNA polymerase II; calcineurin-NFAT signaling cascade. The transcript is spliced from 15 exons. Gene Ontology annotation, molecular function: RNA polymerase II cis-regulatory region sequence-specific DNA binding; transcription factor binding; DNA-binding transcription factor activity, RNA polymerase II-specific. Lineage: Eukaryota; Metazoa; Chordata; Lepidosauria; Squamata; Rhineuridae. The coding region runs from base 1450 to 5709 and encodes 1419 amino acids. Gene Ontology annotation, cellular component: transcription regulator complex.